AUGUCUCAAGACCCCAAAGCGAAACUUGCCAGCAACGGCAUCGACUUUACUCCCACAAUCCACAACGAUACCUACGCAUACAUCGAUCCCUCCCAGUUCGACCUCGAAGGUCGCGCCGUCUUCGUCACGGGUGCCUCAAAGGGCGUCGGCCGGGACACCGCCAUCAGCUAUGCCCGGGCGGGAGCGUCUCAGAUCGCCAUCGCAGCGCGGAGUGACAUGAGCGACCUGGGGCGAGAGAUUGUGGCAGCCGCGAAAGAGGCCAAGAAGGUUCCUCCGGAGGUCGUGACCAUCAAUCUGGACGUCACCAGCGAGCAGAGUGUGGCCCAGGCCGCAAAGGAAGUCGAACAGAAGUUCGGGCGCCUGGAUAUCCUGGUCAACAAUGCUGGAUAUCUGGAGCCGUUUGUCCCUCUUGCCGAGUCCAACGUUGACGAAUGGUGGAGGGUCUGGGUGAGUCUGAGCAUGAGUUGCGCAUCCUCUUCAUGUAACAUAACUGAUUGGUCCGACAGGAAGUCAACAUCAAGGGCGUCUACCUGGUCACCCGCGCCUUGAUACCUCUCACGCUCAAGACGCACGAUAGCCUGAGGACAAUCCUCAACGUCUCCAGCAUCGGAGCCCACAUUCUCAUGCCUGGGGCAUCAGGCUAUCAGAUGGGCAAACUCGCGAUUCUCAGGUUGGGAGAAUUCCUGAGUGCCGAUUACGCGGACCAGGGACUCAUAUCAUUCGGCAUUCACCCGGGCGCUGUGCCGACGGAGCUGGCCAAGGGAAUGCCAGAGGCCAUGCAUAGCGUCCUCGUCGAUCAGCCGGGACUGAGUGCUGAUACGAUUGUCUGGCUGACUGCCGAGCGGAGGGAGUGGUUGAAGGGCAGAUACAUCAGCGCAACUUGGGACAUGAGAGAGCUUCUCGACAAGCGAGAGAAGAUUGAGAAGGAGGAUUUGCUGAAGGUGAGGAUGGAUGUGGGACGUGAAUGA
Molecule: messenger RNA, 968 nt
Organism: Lecanosticta acicola
Lineage: Eukaryota; Fungi; Ascomycota; Dothideomycetes; Mycosphaerellales; Mycosphaerellaceae
Source: the annotation of a GenBank genome assembly